AUGGAUAUGAACGAAGCCAGCCAUCGAAUGGCAGCUCGGGCGGGGCAGCCGCUGGGCGACGCUAAUCCGCCGCUAAGGCAGGGGCGGGCGAGUCAGAUUCGCCCGUGGGAAAUGAGCUCCACGAUGCAACGCAAUCCAACGGCCUGCUACUCCGUCCUGCACAUCACCACUGAUCGAUCGUGGCAGGAGGAUGCCCUGAGUGAGACAAUCGGCGACAUUCCUCUCUCCAGUCCUCAGCACGGAGGACGCCGUGGUGGCGCGCCAGACGUGGGGUUGCCCAGAACAAGCAUGGUCGCCAUGUGCAUUCAACAACACCAGGAUUCCAGGAAUGCCCGCCGUCCUCAGGGGACAGAAGACAACUCUAUGGGAAGUACUAUGAGAAGUAACUGCCGGUCAGCAGAAAUAUCCUCAAACAGAACAGAAAGGCGCCUUUCGAUGUUACGUUCGAGACCCAACGAGCUUAAUUUUCCUGGAGACAAACGAAACAAGAAGAAUUCCGCCACCAAAAUGCGCUCUUCGAUCCUUUUGGGCGCCUUGUGCGCCAUGGGCGCCAUUGCCUCUCCUAUCGAAAAGCGCGUCUACACCACUGAGGUCAUCGUCAUCACCGUGACCGAGACGAUCACUCCAUGGUUAACUCAGUCGACGCCUUCCGCUACCGCUGCCACUACUGCGGCCGUGACUCCAUCGCCCGAGAUUGACGUCGCUGAGAAGUACCGUCACAGUUCCGAGUCUUCGUCCACGACCGUCGUUACGCCGUCCUCUCCUUCUCCAGUCGUCACGACUUCGGCUCCCGCGACCACCAGCUCUACCUCUUCAUCUGUCCAGGUGUCCACGGCGUCUUCUGCGGCGCCUAGCCCAAGUGCUGCCAACAGCUACCAGGAGACCAUCUUGCAGAACCACAACAUCCACCGUGCCAACCACUCUGCUCCUGCUCUCGUUUGGGACAGCGGCCUCGAGGCCAGCGCUCAACAGCUUGCCAACGGCUGUGUCUAUGAACACAACACCGAAAUCAACGGGGGUGGAUAUGGCCAGAACAUCGGCUACGGUAUCCCCGCCGACAACAUCGGGGCCAUGAUCACCAACCUGAUGUACAAUGACGAGUUCGGCUACUUCGAGAACCUGUACGGUCAAGCCAACCCCGAUAUGUCUGAGUUCGACCACUGGGGUCACUUCUCUCAGAUCGUGUGGAAGGGCACCACUCAUGUUGGCUGUGCCACCGUCGUUUGCUCUAAUCUUGGGAACGUGGACUCCAGCGAACCCCUCCCGUUCACUGUUUGCAACUACAGCCCGCCUGGCAACUACGCUGGUGAAUAUGCCGACAACGUUCUGCCCCCUCUGGGCCAGCCUUACUACUCCGUGCCCGAAUAA
Molecule: messenger RNA, 1368 nt
Organism: Rasamsonia emersonii CBS 393.64
Lineage: Eukaryota; Fungi; Ascomycota; Eurotiomycetes; Eurotiales; Trichocomaceae
Exons: 5
Coding region: 1-1368 (455 amino acids)
Cellular component (GO): extracellular region
Source: RefSeq, a predicted model, not a curated record